AUGUUCGGUCAUAAAUUUACAACACAUCAUACGACUAUUGAAAAAAUGAAAAGAUUCAUUUGUUUAGUUUGUUGUUUGUUUUCAAUCGCAAAUUCGAAAACAUUACGCGGUGCAAUCAACUUAAGAAAUGCUGCUCUACUUAGUAAGUAUGAAAAUGUAAAUGCUGGGAGCGCUGAGAAGUUCAGUAUUUUUGUGGCAACUCGCGAUGAACGGAACGGCAGCAGCUUGGACGCUGUCUACAUCAUCGACAGACCUGGACGUUUCUUGAACGGCCGCUUGUCAGAAGUUCAGCCGAUUGCAUUCGAUAAGCUCUACAAUUGGCCAAAAGAAGUUCAAACGUUCGAAAAUGUGGUUGCAGGAAUAAAAACGGUGAUGAUUCCAGAUGGAGGCGACAUUCUGGGCAAACUGAAAGGGCACAUCUACAUCGCCAACAUAACUGACAUCAACAACAUUGUUUCGUACGAUAUCACAUCAUCACCGCAUCUCAAUGAUGAUGUUUAUUAUUUUUACAGCGAUGCGUUCUUGAAACAGCUUUCGCCCAGUGGUGAGAAGGACAUUUUAUCAUGCAGAACUGUGUUUGUUUCAGGAGUAUAUAACAGAUCUGAGCUUGUUCUUCUGAAGAGACCAGAACCGGGUUAUGAAUUUUCAAAGCCAUGGAGAGAUACUGUUCUUUUGCAGAAUGCAUGUGACUCGUUCCUCUUUCCAAUACAAUUUCCUGCUCCCAACUCCCAAAAAUGGGAUGCUGUAUAUGCCGUCGGUACUUAUGCGAAACAAUUGAGUGUCAUGUGGGCAGAGUCUGAAGAUGGGACGCCAGGCAGUUGGAAUGAUCCGAGUCAGUUGAAAAUGGCAGCUGUUGACAAAGGAAGAAAAUUCUACGACCUGAUAAGAGUUGACAUCAACAACGACAAAAAGUUGGACGUCAUUGUUUCAAUCAUAUCUGAAAUUAACGGCUCCAUUGAGAUUUGGGAGAUUCCUGAAAAUGAUUUCAGAUCAAUAGAAAGCUACAAGAAACAUGUGCUGGACACAUUCGUUCCAAGGUCUCGUGCAGGUAGUCAAGCUCCAGGAGCCAUGUAUGUUCAACAUGUCACCUCAAAGAAAAUCGGCAAACCUUGGAUAUUUGUAGCAGGGAGUGGCGACGGACGCGCCUACUACUACGUGCCACUCUCACAAGAUCCACUGGAUUGGAGGUACUCCAAAAAAGUUCUGGACGACUACGGAGCAGGAGAAGAUGUUAGCGGCCUACAAGUGCAAGACCUCGACGGAGAUGGAGCUGUGGAGGUCUUCGUAAGUCUCAAUGUACAAGGUGCUGUAAAGAUCUACAGCUUCAGUGUUGACGACGAAUGA
Molecule: messenger RNA, 1344 nt
Organism: Helobdella robusta
Lineage: Eukaryota; Metazoa; Annelida; Clitellata; Rhynchobdellida; Glossiphoniidae
Exons: 6
Coding region: 1-1344 (447 amino acids)
Source: RefSeq, a predicted model, not a curated record